Molecule: messenger RNA, 1426 nt
Organism: Capsicum annuum
Lineage: Eukaryota; Viridiplantae; Streptophyta; Magnoliopsida; Solanales; Solanaceae
Exons: 5
Coding region: 263-1189 (308 amino acids)
Source: RefSeq, a predicted model, not a curated record
UUGAAGAAAAAAUGUGAUGUUUUAGCUUCCAACACCCUUUGACAGCGUUACCAAAGUUGCUGCUUUUUCAAAUCUUUUUGCUUUUCUUGGAUAAAGUAAUCAAUGCUAGAAAACAAUAUGCACUCCAAUAUUUGCACCCAGUUGAUUUUUAAAAUAAAAGAAAAACUUAUAAAGUUUUUGUUAAAGAAACACCUAAAUUUGUACUUUCCGACGAGAUAUUUUAGAGUAAAAGCAGAAGAGAAGUGAGAGGCAUCAUCGCAGAAUGGAUAGAGCAACACCUGUACGGAGCUCCCAUACUUCCACUGCCGAUCUUCUGACUUGGUCGGAAGUUCCUCCGUCGUCCAACUCUUCCUCUGUUGCCGCCUCCGGCAGUGCGUCUCGUUCUCAUCAGCCUUCUGAUGGAAUCAGUAAGGCGGUGUUUGGUGGACAGAUCACUGAUGAGGAAGCUGAUAGCUUAAACAAACGCAAACCUUGUUCAGGGUAUAAACUGAGGGAGAUCAGUGGCAGCAAUAUAUUUUCUGAUUAUGAUGAAGAUGGUACAUCAGAACCUGGAACUGAUAAUGGUAAUCUUACUAACAGGACAUCGGUGCGCAUUGUUCAGCAAGCUGCAAACGGUAUAAGCCAAAUUUCAUUCAGUACUGAAGAAACCAUUUCCCCAAAGAAGCCUACUACUCUGACCGAAGUGGCAAAGCAACGUGAGUUGAGUGGAAAUUUAAAAAGUGAGUCAGAUAGCAAAGUCAAGAAGCAGCUAUCAGAUGCAAAGACCAAGGAGCUGAGUGGAAAUGAUAUCUUUGGCCCUCUUGAAGAAGUUCCUCCUAGAUUCCUGGCUGCUGUGCGCUCCUCGGAGUCAAAAGAAAGCAAAGACAUGGGUGAAUGUGCUCCACGAACUGUACGCACAUCUGUUAGGGUUUCUAAUCCUGCUGGUGGGCAAAGCAGUAUCUUGUUUGGUGAUGAACCUGUUGUCAAGACAACAAAGAAAAUACAUAACCAGAAGUUUGCAGAAUUGACGGGCAAUGACAUUUUCAAGGGAGAUAUUCCUCCUGGAUUGGCGGAGAAGACACUGAGCAAUGCUAAGCUGAAAGAAAUGAGUGGUAAUGAUAUAUUUUCUGAUGGAAAAAUUGAAUCCAGGGAUCACUUUGGCGGUGUGCGCAAACCCCCUGGUGGAGAAAGCACUAUCAGAUUGGUGUAAUCUCAUCAAACGGAUCUCAUGUUGACCUGUUUUGCCCACAUUGCUGAUGCUUUCUGACUAGUUAGGACUUCAUGGCAUUUAGGGCUGAGGAUUGUAAAACUUGAUGUGUCAAUACUCUAAUUUGCUACAACAUGCAGAGUAGUUAGCCUUUGAGCCUUUUCUGCUGACUGUUGAAGGAGCUUAUUAGAUUAACAAUAACCCAUUCUACUUGCCGCAGUCUGAUAUUGAAUGGUGUCA